CUGGAUAACAUAACUUCUGUUCGGUACGUCUGCUUUGUUUAGAUGAUUGUUCUGAGAACAAUAUUCUCCGGUGAAGAGCGGCGAGGGACUUAAGGACAGUUGCACAACAGAUUCCAGUAAACAGGCGCGUCUUUAAAAAGACCUUUGUGGGGGGUUCUAACAUGUGACGUUGAAGGAGAAAGGGAAAAGGGUGCAGGGCAAAGGCUGAUAAGUUUCUGAGUCUGUACACUUAAAAUCUUGUCUUUUAUUAUAUCAUGGCUGGAUAAUCGUUUCGACUUCAACAGUCUUCAUCAGAUUCUCUACAAACACAGUCUGAGUGGUGAUUAGAACAUGCCUGGCCUGCAGCCUAACGUGUGACGUGUCACCCUCUCGGGCACAGAUUGGUCAGAGGGAGCCGUCAUGUCGAGCUUUAAAAACCCUGCAAACUCUACUGCAAAAGAACUUGUUGCACUGCCAAGACCUAACAUCAACGAUGCACCAGUACUUGAAAUAAAGAUCAGCGAUGUACUAGACAUGGAAAAAAGAAGAGAACCGUUAGCCCCCUGGAUCGGCUCUGAGGUGCACACCUUUCUGAGCAUCAUGAAGCAGCCCAGGAUUCAGAUAGCCUUAAGGGAGGGAGGGAAGAAAGUGUUUGCAGAGGUGGCACAGCACAUGGUGGCACGAGGCUUCAACAGAACAUCUGGCCAGUGCCGGGAGAAGAUGAAGAAGCUUAGAUUUGAUUACCGCAGGAUUAGGGACCGCAACAACACCAGUGGCAGCACGAGACCACAGUGGAGGUGGUAUGACGACAUGGAUGCCAUCUACGGAAGCGGACCGGUGAGCCAGAGCCCAGAUGAAAGCAUGGACCCGGGCCUGUCAUUGCUUACGGCAACUAAUGAUUCCGAAGAUACUGUAGCAUUCGAUUGCAGUAGCUCGUCUGCGAACAGCAACGACCCAUGCAAAGAGUCCAUCAUGUCAGCAGCUCAGGCAUCCUCUUCAGCUGCUGAAGCCUCAUACACGUCAGCUGCAUCAUCCACACAGGCUGCAUCAUUUUGCCCUGACGGCGCACAAAGUGGUCAAUUCCUGCCCUCCCCAGAUGAAAGUGGAGCCGUUUUGAACGGAAUCAUGACCAGUCUCGAACAACAGUGCUGGCCAAUGUCGUACACAGAAGCCUUCAUUUCGCUCUUGAGCGAAGUUGGUAUACAGGCCAAAUUGGAUGGUGCGACUUGUAAUGAGGAGAAGGAAGAGGUUUUCCGAGACCUCUCAUCCAAACUACAGCAGAGAGGCAUUCAUCGCACUUCCAGGCAGUGUAGAGAGAAACUGAAGAAACUCCGAUUUCACUACUUUGCCUGCAAGAAGUCGCUAAUAGCAGACGAUAUGGAGCUGAGACACAGAACAUCUCAAUAUAAGUGGUUUAAGUUGUUGCUGCCAGUGUUUGACAGUGCGAUUGCAACUAGUCAACAAAACAUCAAUUCCCCUGCAACUACUGGACUACAAAAUACCAACCCCCCUGCAACUACUGGACUACAAAAUACCAACCCCCCUGCGACUACUGGACUACAAAACAUCAUCCCCCCUGCGACUACUGAACUACAAAACAUCGACCCCCCUCCGACUACAGGACUACAAAACAUGAACCCCCCUUCAACUACUGGACUACAAAACAUUAACCCCCCUUCAACUACUGGACUACAAAACAUUAACCCCCCUUCAACUACUGGACUACAAAACAUUAACCUUCCUGCGACUACUGGACUACAAAACAUCAUUCCCCCUGCGACUACAGGACUACAAAACAUUAACCUUCCUACGACUACUGGACUACAAAACAUCAUUCCCCCUGCGACUACUGGACUACAAAACAUUAACCUUCCUGCGACUGCUGGACUACAAAACAUCAUUCCCCCUGCAACUACUGGACUACAAAACAUCAUCCUCCCUGCGACUACAGGACUACAAAACAUAAUCCUCCCUGCGACUACAGGACUACAAAACCUCCUCCUCCCUGCAACUAUUGGACUACAAAACCUCCUCCUCCCUGCAACUAUUGGACUACAAAACCUCCUCCUCCUUGCAACUACUGGACUACAAAACAUUACCCCCCCUGCAUCUACUGGACUACAAAACAUCAUCCUUCCUGCAAACACAUUAUCAACAGCAGUGCCAGAGAAAGAAAGUGGACAAAGGUCCCAUGGCUCGCUGAGGGCAGUUGGAGACGAGGUGACGAGCACCAAUGUAUCAUCACUGCCGCCAAUAUUAGACAAGGAGUCUGCGGGGGAGGAGGAAGUGUGUUCACCAUCAGUGCACAGCUCUGCACUGCAACAAGCAUGGCACAAUGUUUGUCUGCCCACCCUGGCCCUAUCUCUCCCACUGAGGAUGCAGUCAGCGUUUAUGUGGCAUGUUGCCCAGCAUCGGCGGGUCCCACAGUACCCCAGACUGGAGGAGUUCGUCUGCACCAUUCUGGAGGAGCUCCCCCAGCUACUGGAUGCCAAAGAAAAGGCUGAACUGCUGCUUGGUCUGAGGACACGGUUUAUUUUAGAAUUAUGCCGUGGUACGCCAUCAGUGAAUUACCAUCUAAUACAGCCACACCUGGAAAAACUCCGUAAGAUUUCCAAAUUGGCCUCUGCUGAUCAGAAUGAAGAGAUUGGAGAAAGAGGGGUGGAUUCUGUGGUGAAAAAUUUCACCAGUUUGAUCCAAACACUCCUGGAGAGUCCUCAAGAGGCGAGGCGUUUUUUCCAGGACGUUUUCCCAGUGCAGUAUGGCCCCAAAUAUGACUUGAUGUUGCAGUCGUCGGUGUGGGAGUUCCUUUGUAGACUGGAAAAACUCAUACCAGUGCCGAGCUUUCAUCAAGCAGCGUCUUGGUUUGAUGAAAACCCUUCCCAGUGGGACAACUCCUUAGACAUCCAACCAGAACUUUUGCAGACUUUUCUUCGUCAUGCCAAAAAUGCUGGACUGCUGGAUUCGGCAGGAAGUACUUUGCCCAUCACACAGAAUAGCAUUCUCGCUACAUUAUAUGCAACCAGCACUCAAUUCAAUAACACCUGCGAAGAAGCAGACGCUGAAAAUAUUCUACAAAUAUCUACAUCCCAUCAACACCAAGACUCACUGAGCGGUGGUACCUCCCAUGGAAAUGUGGUGGGCGUGGCAAUGGAUUGCACAACAGAGGCUGAGGACAGUGGUGCAAAUGGAGAAGCUGGAGACGAACAAACAGAUGGAGGUUGUACCAGCCAUGGGGAUGCCACAUGCAAUACCAGGUCUGAGGCCAGGAGUGAGGAACCUACCUCCAGUAGCAAGUCUGAACCUGGGAGCCAGGUUACUGGCAGCACCUUAGAGGCAUUCCCUGCUGAGAAGAGCAGAAAGCAGAAGCCUUAUCUGUGCUCGCACUGUGGUAUGGUGUUAAAAAGCAAGCAUGCAUUGAAAUACCACAUCCUUAUACAUACAGGGGAGCUACCCUUUGGCUGUACAAUAUGUGGGAAAAGAUUCCGCCAGCCAUCUACUCUACUGACACACAAGAGAUUGCACACAGGUGAAAGAACUCACCUGUGUUCUUUCUGUGGCAAAGGCUUUAUUACAGCAGGACAUUUGAGGAUCCAUACACGCAAUCACACCGGAGAACGCCCUUACAAAUGUGAAAUCUGUGGGAAGACUUUUAUACUAAGUAGUACUUUAGUUGUCCAUAGCAGAGGACACAAUAAGGAAAGACCAUACUCCUGUACUGUUUGUGAGAAGCGAUUUGCAACUGGGAGCGCGCUGACAAGACACAUGCGGAUACAUACAGGGGAGAAACCAUAUGAAUGUAUUUUGUGUGGAAAGAGAUUUGCAGCCCGAGCGACUUUGAAAGUCCAUCAGCGUGUGCACGUAAAUGUCAAAAAAUUUGUGACGUGUCGCCCUCUGAGGCAUACAUUGGUAAGAGGGAGGCUUAUUGCACUGUCAACAUCUAACAUCAGCGAUGUACUAGAAAUGAAGAUCAGCGACGUACUAGAAAUGGAAAGAAGAAGAAGUCCGGCAGUCCAUUGGAGUUGCUCUGAGGUGCAGACCUUUCUAUGCUUCAUAAGACAGCCCAGGAUUCAGAAUGACUUAGAUAGAGCCACAAGGAAUGAGAAAGUGUUUUCGGAGGUGGCACGGCACAUGGUGGCACAAGGCUUCAACAGAACAUCUGGCCAGUGCCGGGAGAAGCUGAAGAAGCUUAGAACUGAUUUCCGCAAAAUCAGGGAGCAUAACGACACCAAGAGACCACAGUGGAGAUGGUAUGACGACAUGGAUGCCAUCUACGGAAGCGGAAUGCUGAGCCAGAGGCCUAAUGAAAGCUUGGACCCGGGCCUUUCAUUGCUUAUGGCAAAUUAUGAUUCCAAAGAUACUGUAGCAUUCGCUGGCUGCAGCUCGUCUGUGAAUGACCCAUGCAAAGAGUCCAUCAUGUCAGCAGCUCAGGCAUCCUCUUCAGCUGCUGAAGCCUCAUACACGUCAGCUGCAUCAUCCACACAGGCUGCAUCACGUUUCACUGGCGCCACACGACGUGGUAAGAACAGCAGAAGACAAAUUCCGGCAGCCCAGUGGAGCUGCUCUGAGGUGCAGACCUUUCUAUGCUUCAUAAGACAGCCCAGGAUUCAGAAUGACUUGGAUGGAGCCACAAGGAACGAAAAAGUGUUUUCGGAGGUGGCACGGCACAUGGUGGCACAAGGCUUCAACAGAACAUCUGGCCAGUGCCGGGAGAAGCUAAGGAAGCUUAGAACUGAUUUCCGCAAAAUCAGGGACCAUAACCACACCAAGAGACCACAGUGGAGGUGGUAUGAAGAGAUGAAUUCCAUCUACGGAAGCGGACCGCUGAGCCAGAGCCCUGAUGAAAGCCUGGACCCGGCCCUUUCAUUUCUUACUGCAAAUUAUGAUUCCGAUGAUACUGUAGCAUUCGCUGGCUGCAGCUCGUCUGUGAACGACCCAUCCAAAGAGUCCAUCAUGUCAGCAGCUCAGGCAUCCUCUUCAGCUGCUGAAGCCUCAUACACAUCAGCUGCAUCAUCCACACAGGCUGCAUCACUUUUCACUGGCGCCACACGAAGUGUUUGUCUGCCCACCCUGGGCCUAUCUGUCCCUCCACUGAGGAUGCAGUCAGCGUUUAUGUGGCAUGUUGCCCAGCAUCGGCGGGUCCCACAGUACCCCAGGCUGGAGGAGUUCGUCUGCACCAUUCUGGAGGAGCUCCCCCAGCUACUGGAUGCCAAGGAAAAGGCUGAACUGCUGCUUGGUCUGAGGACACGGUUUAUUUUAGAAUUAUGCCGUGGUACGCCAUCAGUGAAUAUCCAUCUAAUACAGCCACACCUGGAAAAACUCCGUAAGAUUUCCAAAUUGGCCUCUGCUGAUCAGAAUGAAGAGAUUGGAGAAAGAGUGGUGGAAGACUUCACCAGUUUAAUCCAAACACUCCUGGAGAGUCCUCAAGAGGCGAGGCGUUUUUUCCAGGAUGUAUUCCCAGUACAGUAUGGCCCCAAAUAUGACUUGAUGUUGCAGUCGUCGGUGUGGGAGUUCCUUUGUAGACUGGAAAAACUCAUACCAGUGCCGAGCUUUCAUCAGGCAGCGUCUUGGUUUGAUGAAAGCCCUUCACAGUGGGACAACUCCUUAGACAUUCAACCAGAGCUUUUGCAGUCUUUUCUUCGCCAUGCAAAAAACACUGGGAUGCUGGAUUCUGCAGGAUGUACUUCACCCAUCACACAGAAUAGCAUUCUCGCUACCUUGUCUGCAACCAGUACUCAAUUCAAUAACACCUGUGAAGAAGCAGACUAUGAGAAUUGUGUAUCUACAUCCUAUCAAUGCCAAGACUCACUGGGCGGUGGUACUUCUCAUGGAGAUGUGGUUGGCAUGGCAAUGGAAUGCACAACAGAGGCUGAGGACAGUGGUGCAAAUGAAGAGGAUGGAGACGAACAAACAGAUGGAGUUUGUACCAGCCAUGAGGAUGCCACGUGCAAUACCAGGUCUGAGGCCAGGAGUGAGGAACCUACCUCCAGUAGCAAGUCUGAACCUGGGAGCCAGGUUACUGGCAGCACCUUAGAGGCAUUCCCUGCUGAGAAGAGCAGAAAGCAGAAGCAGCCUUAUCUGUGCUCGCACUGUGGUUUGGUGUUAAAAAGCAAGUAUGCGUUGAAAUACCACGUCCUUAUACAUACAGGGGAGCUACCCUUUGGCUGUACAAUAUGUGGGAAAAGAUUCCGCCAGCCAUCUACUCUACUGAGUCACAAGCGAUUGCACACAGGUGAAAGAACUCACCUGUGCUCUUUCUGUGGCAAAGGCUUUAUUACAGCUGGAGCUUUGAGGACCCACACACGCAAUCACACCGGAGAACGCCCUUACAAAUGUGAAAUCUGUGGGAAGACUUAUAAGCAAAGGUGUAACUUAGUUGUCCAUAGCAGAAGACACAAUAAGGAAAGACCAUACUCCUGUACUGUUUGUGAGAAGCGAUUUGGAACAAGGGAGCUGUUAACAAGACACAUGCGGACACAUACAGGGGAGAAGCCAUAUGAAUGUCUAUUGUGCGGAAAGAGAUUUGCAGUCCGAGUGAAUUUGAAAACCCAUCAACGUGUACACAUGUAA
Messenger RNA from Engraulis encrasicolus (European anchovy), 6546 nucleotides. RefSeq lists its product as uncharacterized. Gene Ontology annotation, molecular function: DNA-binding transcription factor activity, RNA polymerase II-specific; RNA polymerase II cis-regulatory region sequence-specific DNA binding. The record is from RefSeq and is a predicted model, not a curated record. Lineage: Eukaryota; Metazoa; Chordata; Actinopteri; Clupeiformes; Engraulidae. The coding region runs from base 400 to 6546 and encodes 2048 amino acids. Gene Ontology annotation, biological process: regulation of transcription by RNA polymerase II. The transcript has 22 exons.